AUGAAAGCCGUGCGAGUCACGAAAGAAGGCUCUUCCACUACAUUACGCAUCGACGAUAUCCCCAAACCAUCUGCUGGCCCUGGCGAGCUCCUCGUCGAAAUCAAAGCCUCGUUUGUCCAACCAGCAGACAUCCUCAACUCCAAAGGCAACUUCGCAAGCACCACCUACCCCCGCACGCUAGGCAAAGACUUCUCCGGCAUCGUAGUCUCCGGCCCAUCCGAAUGGCUCAACAAAGCAGUCUACGGCACCUCAGGCGCAACCUUCAGCUUCACCGAAGACGGCGCGCAAGCCGAGUUCGCCGUGCUGAAGCAAGGCGCCGUGGCGCUCAUGCCGCGGAACCUGUCCUUCGCUCAGGCUGCUGCGCUCGGAACGCCGUGGACUACGGGCAUGACCACGUUGCUUCGAGCGCGGGCGAAACCUACUGAUGUUGUAAUGGUGCUUGGUGCUAAUGGGUCGGUGGGCUCGAGCGUGAUACAGAUUGCGAGGCGGAUGGGGUGCAGGACUAUUGGCGUGGGCAGGAGAGGGGCUGAUAUCGAUUCGUCGAGAGAUCCGCUCCUCUCCAAGGCCAAGGAGUUGUCUGAUGGCCUGGGACCGAAUGUGGUUGUUGAUACGGUGGGCAAUCUCGAGCUGACCAACGCAGCGGUGAACGUUAUGGCUUCCAAGGGCCGCAUGUCUAUCAUUUCCGCUCCGAGGCAAGGGAAUCGAGAGCUGCCGCUGGAUUUACUGGAUUUUUAUCGACGGCAGAUCGAGCUGGUGGGGUGCAAUACGGCUGCCGAGUCACAGGAGGAAAUGGCUCGACUGCUGAACGACUUGACGCCGGACUUUGAGUCGGGGAGGUUGGUACCGGCGGAGGAGAACACGAUGAAUUUGAUUGAUAUUGAGCAGGCGGCUGACGCUUACUCGGGCAAGAUCAAGAGAGCGGUGAUUGUAUUCCGUUGA
Molecule: messenger RNA, 939 nt
Organism: Neohortaea acidophila
Lineage: Eukaryota; Fungi; Ascomycota; Dothideomycetes; Mycosphaerellales; Teratosphaeriaceae
Exons: 2
Coding region: 1-939 (312 amino acids)
Molecular function (GO): oxidoreductase activity
Source: RefSeq, a predicted model, not a curated record